Molecule: messenger RNA, 960 nt
Organism: Fusarium tjaetaba
Lineage: Eukaryota; Fungi; Ascomycota; Sordariomycetes; Hypocreales; Nectriaceae
Product: polyketide synthase
Exons: 4
Coding region: 1-960 (319 amino acids)
Biological process (GO): fatty acid biosynthetic process; secondary metabolite biosynthetic process
Molecular function (GO): 3-oxoacyl-[acyl-carrier-protein] synthase activity; fatty acid synthase activity
Source: RefSeq, a predicted model, not a curated record
AUGAGUGACAUUGCAAUCGUUGGAUACUCGUUCAAGUUCCCCCAGGGUGUUGAGGAUGAUGAUGCUUUCUGGGAUGUUCUCGAGAACCGACGAAACUUGAUGACAGACUGGCCUGAAAGUCGUGUCAAGGCAGAUUCGUUUACCAAUAACAAGCAUCAGAGGUGGAAUGGAAAAGGCGGGCAUUUCAUCACCGAUGAUGUCGCCGCCUUCGACGCCCCCUUCUUCUCACUCACGACGAAAGAAGCCUCGGCGAUGGAUCCGAUGCAGCGCUGGACGCUGGAAGCUACUUACCACGCUUUCGAGAAUGCGGGUCUCCCAGUAGACAGUCUCAAGGGCUCUCGCACUGCCGUCUUCUCAGCCUCUAUGCUCGAGGACUACAGCAGAAUGACGGCUGUAGACCCAGAUAACUUGGAGCGAACAGCUGUCACUGGAAGCACCAUCUCGUGUAUUAUUCCCAACCGUGUCAGUUGGUACUUUGAUCUUCGUGGGCCAAGUAUCCACGUCAAUACUGCGUGCUCUAGUAGCUUGUCGGCUGUUGAUAUGGCCUGCAAAGCUUUGAAGAGCGGUGAUGCUUCAUGUGCUGUUGUGACUGGUGCAAACCUUCUUCUUGACCCAAGCAUCUUUCAAGUUCUGGCUAACCAGGGCUUUCUCUCACCUGACGGAGUUUCCUACAGCUUUGAUGAAAGAGCCAACGGGUAUGCACGUGGUGAAGGAGUUAUUGCUGUUGUUCUCAAGCCUGUGCAAGCUGCGAUUGAGAAUGGGGAUAUGAUCCGAGCUGUGAUCCGAUCGGUUGGCUCGAACCAGGAUGGCCAUACCCCGAUUCUCACGCAGCCGAGCUCUCAAUCUCAGGAGGAGCUGAUUCGCCAUGUCUAUCAGCAAGCAGAUUUGUCGAUGAGCGAAACUCGCUAUGUUGAAGCUCACGGGAAGUGCCAUAUUAUGAUCCUUCUGAUUAUGGACUAA